Molecule: messenger RNA, 3078 nt
Organism: Condylostylus longicornis
Lineage: Eukaryota; Metazoa; Arthropoda; Insecta; Diptera; Dolichopodidae
Exons: 4
Coding region: 618-2744 (708 amino acids)
Source: RefSeq, a predicted model, not a curated record
CAAUCAUAUACAAUAUGAUUUAAAAGGAAAAAAAUCAAGAACAACACAAAAUAAUAUAAGAGAAAUUGAAGAAAACUCCGAAAUACAAGGAAAACAAAAAUUUACAGAGGGAACAAGAGAGUAUACACACAUAGGAAGUUAAUUCAAUUCAAACGCAUUCUCUGCAAAUUAUUAUUGUGAAUUUUAAAAGAGCAUCAAGUACAUAAUCUCUUCUUUUUACAAUUUUUAUUUUAGAGUUGCUCUUAUACAUUUUGUAUAAUUACAAUCAAACAUAUAGUUCUAAUGAUGUUCGUUCAUCUGUUACAUCAUACUUAAAAUGUAAGAAAUUAAAAAAAUUGUGUAGGUGGAUUGGUAGCUUAUCUACCAAUAUUUCAAUAAUUUAUUCAGUUACAGAAGAGAUCCAAAAAGAAAUAUUUAAAAUCAAGUUUUCAUUUAUUAAAAAUUAUUGAAAAAACGAAACAACAAAAAUGAAUGAAAUAUAAAAAAAGAGAAAAAAAAAUAAUAUUGCUUUUUCAGUGUAUUACAAGAAUAUUUAAAAAAAAGAAAUAAUUUCAAUCAAAGAUACCUGAAAUAUUCAUUUACAUUUUAAAAAUUUCAAAUAAUCAAAAUUAAAUAAAAUGUAUCCAAAUACGAAUAAUAAAUUUUCACCGAUGCGACCACCAUCACCGACAACAUUUGUUAAUUUUUCACCACCAACUGAUUAUCCUAUAUCAUCAUCGUCAACAGUUAUUGGUGGUGGUUCAUCGAAUAUGACAGCAAUUUCAUCAAAAAAUCCAAAUUCAAUGCCAAUAAAUGGACCAAAUAAAUCGAAAUCAUCAUUGAAUCAUUUAAAUCAAAAUAAUUUAAUAUCAAAUCAAAUGGCCGGUGUACAUAAUUAUCCAACAAAUAAUGAUCAUCAUUUGCAUCAUCAACAUUUUCAACAGCAGCAACAAUUACAGCAACAACAACAUUUACAACAAAUACAGCAGCAGCAACAGCAACAACAACAACAGCAACAAUUUCAUCAUCUUAAUACAACAGAAGCUUUAAAUCAUUCAAUGUCAUCAUCAUCGUCAUCAUCAAAGCACAGUAAUCAACAUUUGACCAAAAAUAAAAUUAAUCAUAAUAAUAUUAAUACAAAUGUUGGUAAUAGUAAUAGUACGAGUGGUGGUACAAAUAGUGGAUUUAUUGAUGGUCGUAUGGUACAAUCAGCAACAAUGGGUGGCCGAUUUAGUAAUGAGGAUUUUUUUUAUAAUGAUGAAAUUGAUAGUAUAGAAUUUUGUAGAACAACAACAAAUAAUGAUAAUUUAAUGUUAAAUAGUAAUGAUGAUUGUAAUUCAGUAAAUUUUAUGGGAGCAGCAACAACAAUAAAUAGUUGUCCUGGUAGUUCAUUUACAGAACGUAGAAGACGUGGUCACAGUAGUCGAAGAAGUAAUCAUAAAUUAGAAGUUGAACAGCAGGUUAAAUGGACUCGUAAAAAUAUCGCCGCUACAAUGGAACGUUUUGAACCGACACCACAGAAACUUGAUUAUGGUGCAACAUCAACAACACCACCAUUACAAUCAUCACAAUCAGUUCAAUUGCAAUUACAGACUACACCGAAUUAUGAACAUAAUCCAGUAAAUCAUGUCUACUCAUAUGCUUAUUAUGAACCUGGUGCAGCAAAAUGUCAUACUAAUAUACCACCAAAAGAUUUUAAUCCUCAGCCACUAGUCGGUUCAUCAAUUAAUCAAAUAUCUACGACAUCAAUUGCAUCAACAUCAUCAUCAUCUUCAUCAGUUGGUUUAGGUGGUAGUAUUGGUUCAAAUAAUACUAGUCCUUUUGCUGUGAAUAUGGGUGCAUCAACAUCAUCCGGUAUUAGAAAUUCAAAUCCAGGUCCUUCAAAAAGUCCACCACGUAACUCAAUAAGGGCAUUAUUAGCAAAAAGUUUUCGCUCAAAAACAUCAAGUAGUAAUAAUACAAGCCAUCAUAGUCAAUCACCAAUACAUAAUGCAACAGAUGAUCGACAUAAUUAUACGACACGUUAUGGUACCACAGAAAAUUUAUAUGAAGAAGUUAAUGAUCAAAAAAUACGUAAAGUAUUAUCAGAUAAUCGUAUAGUUUCAAUAAAUUCACCAACAGUUAAAGAAGAACUUCGUCGAGUGCAACAUAAUCAUUUUAGAGUUUUAGAUGAAUUAAAUUUAUCAUUGGAAGCAUUAAUAAUGCCACAAACACCACCAGAUGUUAGUCCAACUGUUGAAGAAAAAGUAUCACAUGCUAGUAGCAUGGAAAAUUUAUCUAGUACACUUAAUUCAAUUGAAUUAAAAGAUCAUACAUGUAUUAAUCCGGAAUUUGAUGAAGGUGAUUUAGAUAGUGGUUUUAGUGGUAGCGGUAGUAGUAGUGGUGCUAGUUAUAAUGAAAGUUUAAGAUAUUAUAAAACUACUGGUGUUGGUAGUAAUGUUAUACAAACAACAACAUUACCACAUAAUAUUCGAAGUUGUCGAAAUUCAACAGCUUCUGGUACAUCAACAUCAAAAAGUAGUAUGAAUUCAGAUGAUCAUGGUAUAAUUGGUUUAUCAGGAAUAUCAAAUGGUGCUAAUAAUAAUUCAUCUAAUGUUAAUGUAGGUGCAUCAUCAUCGUCAUCAUCAUCACCACCAUUUAAUUUUAUACGACGUUGUUCAGAUUCACAAAGAUCAUCUGGUUCAGUAAUUGCAUGCAGUAAUAAUAGUAGUAAUAUUAUUAGUGGAACAAAAGGUAAAAAAAGUUUUUGGACUAUAAAACAGUGAUGUAUUACGCUAAUUGAAUAUACCUGCCAAAAAUGGUCCGUUUUACUGGAAUACCAACGUAAAUUCUCAACAAAUUCAAUACUUUAUUAUCAAAUAAAACCAUUGAAUGUAUUUCAAGAUACAGAGGUAUCAUCUGCCAUUAUAUUAAAUAUGUAUUGAAUUCCUAUAAAAACACCCACUAUACAAGAUACAAAAUCACAAGGAUUUGAAAAAAAUUUUCAAAAAAAAUCAAAUGAAUCUCUUAAAUAUUAUUUGUAGAUACACGUAACUUGUAAAUCAAUGGAAUUCGGAAAAAAAAACACAAAAAUAAAUGCCAUCCGAAAAUAAUGCAUUU